Messenger RNA from Pseudogymnoascus verrucosus, 1709 nucleotides. It is a transcript of the gene RPT3, whose product is annotated as 26S proteasome regulatory subunit. The transcript is spliced from 4 exons. NCBI's taxonomy places the organism in Eukaryota, Fungi, Ascomycota, Leotiomycetes, Thelebolales, Thelebolaceae. Gene Ontology annotation, molecular function: ATP hydrolysis activity; proteasome-activating activity; ATP binding. Gene Ontology annotation, biological process: proteasome-mediated ubiquitin-dependent protein catabolic process. Bases 361 to 1626 code for a protein of 421 amino acids. Gene Ontology annotation, cellular component: proteasome regulatory particle, base subcomplex. The record is from RefSeq and is a predicted model, not a curated record.
CUCAGCCUACAGACAGCCGUACUACUCGCCGUACUAAGUACUAGGGUAGACGAGAAAUACAGAAAUACACACGGCGACCGGACAUACUUUAGUCCGACAGUUGCUGUGUCCAUCACCUGGCAUCCCUGCCAAUCAAUGGAGAUUCCCGUAGUUAGGUAGUCGACAUCCAACGAAAGCGAAGCAACAACUCAGACUAAACAACCUACAAACGCGCCUCAUCAACCACCGAACCCAACCUAUCAUUCCCAUCCACGACUUCUACAGUGCUCACAGUCCUCUGCCUCAUCACAGCCUGCUAGCGACGAUCUCAAUAAAUCUGCAAAGCGUCGUCAAAGGUAUCCUUACAGCACGAGGAGAGCUAUGGCGGACGCGGCUGUCGAGAACCCUGCGACACAGGUGUUGCCUCACAGGAAGCAGCUGCCAUCGUCCAUUCCAAACAUCGAUUCGUUAGAAGGGCUGGCCACGGAUGGAAGCGAUGAGUAUUCGACGCUGAAGAAGCUUCAGAGGCACUUGGAGUAUAUCCAGCUUCAAGAGGAAUACAUCAAGGAUGAACAGAGGAGUUUAAAGAGAGAGCUGGUCAGGGCACAGGAGGAGAUCAAGCGCAUUCAGAGUGUGCCUCUUGUUAUUGGGCAGUUUAUGGAAGCUAUAGAUCAGAACACCGGUAUCGUACAAUCAUCAACAGGCUCCAACUAUGUCGUACGAAUCCUCUCGACCCUCGACCGCGAGUUGCUCAAGCCAUCGUCAUCCGUCGCCCUCCAUCGCCACUCCAACGCCCUUGUCGACAUUCUUCCCCCGGAGGCGGACUCCUCCAUCGCCAUGCUCGGCGCACACGAGAAGCCCGAUGUCACAUACGCAGAUGUAGGAGGUUUAGAUAUGCAGAAGCAGGAGAUCAGAGAGGCUGUUGAGCUUCCUCUGACGCACUUCGAUCUCUACAGACAAAUUGGUAUCGACCCACCGCGCGGUGUGCUGCUCUACGGCCCACCAGGAACGGGAAAGACUAUGCUUGUCAAGGCCGUUGCGAAUUCUACCACUGCCAACUUCAUCCGUGUUGUUGGUUCCGAGUUCGUCCAGAAGUACUUGGGUGAGGGUCCUCGUAUGGUCCGCGACGUGUUCCGCAUGGCCCGCGAGAACUCCCCAGCAAUCAUCUUCAUUGAUGAGAUUGACGCCAUUGCCACGAAGCGUUUCGAUGCCCAGACUGGUGCCGACAGAGAAGUCCAGCGUAUCUUGCUUGAGCUUCUCAACCAAAUGGAUGGUUUCGAUCAGACCUCCAACGUCAAGGUCAUCAUGGCCACCAACAGAGCGGAUACACUUGAUCCCGCUCUUCUGAGACCUGGACGUUUGGACAGGAAGAUCGAGUUCCCUAACCUGAGGGAUAGACGUGAGAGACGCCUGAUCUUCACCACCAUCGCGAGCAAGAUGAGUCUUUCUCCCGAGGUGGAUCUCGACAGCUUGAUCAUCAGAAACGACCCGCUCAGCGGUGCGAUCAUCGCUGCCAUCAUGCAGGAAGCUGGACUGAGGGCGGUCAGGAAGAACAGGUAUAAUAUUAUUCAGAGCGAUUUGGAGGAUGCAUACUCAAGCCAGGUCAAGGCUGGGGCGGAGAAGGAUAAGUUCGCAUUCUACACCUAAACGAGGCAUGGCAUUUGCAUUGGAGAAUACUGGGCUUGUAAUAUUAUAGGAGUAGAGAAUGGAAUGGCGUGGAUAUUCAAGAC